This is a messenger RNA of Leguminivora glycinivorella, 2817 nucleotides long. RefSeq names its product organic cation transporter protein-like. Gene Ontology annotation, biological process: transmembrane transport. The record is from RefSeq and is a predicted model, not a curated record. Gene Ontology annotation, molecular function: transmembrane transporter activity. NCBI's taxonomy places the organism in Eukaryota, Metazoa, Arthropoda, Insecta, Lepidoptera, Tortricidae. Gene Ontology annotation, cellular component: membrane.
GCAGAACACACCGGUUGUUAGUGCUCGGCGUAAUAUUUAGAUAGUCACCGACUUUGAAAUAUUACUGUGUGUGUAUAUAUUAUAUUCCAGCUUGGAAAAGGGGAAUUUUAGAUAUAAACGCACAAAAAUAAAUGCACUAACACAGCAAGAUGGCGCCACAAGAGCGAACUUCAUGCUGCGAGGAAGACCGCCAAACCAUAGACAACCUGUCAAACAUAGACUUGAACGGCUUCGUUAACAAGGGCUACCAACCUGACGGCGACAGACCUGACAAUCAGAAUGUUGCCAGCCCAAAAAAAGAAAAAAAGGCAACGGAUUUUGAUGAUUUACUGCCGUAUGUGGGCGAAUUCGGAUUGUACCAGAAGAUAUUGUUUUUACUGAUGAUUCCGUUCGCAUUUUUCGUGGCUUUUGUCUAUUUUUCGCAAAUAUUUAUGACACUGGUGCCGGAACAGCAUUGGUGUUGGGUUCCGGAGCUGGCGAACUUGACAGUUGAGGAGAGACGAGCCCUCGCCAUCCCCCCCAAAUCCGACGGCCCGUAUUCUCACGACCGGUGCCGGAUGUACUCGACCAACUGGACGCAGGCACUGGCCGAGGGCCGGACGACGCCGGACGACGAGUGGCCUAUAGUUCCCUGUAACACUUGGGAGUAUAACAGGAGCGAUGUGCCUUAUGACACUAUUGCUAGUCAGUUGGAUUGGGUGUGUGAGAAGGACAACCUAGUAGCGACAUCUCAGGCCAUCUUUUUCUGCGGAGCGAUAGUCGGAGGUCUGCUGUUCGGCUGGAUCGCCGACAAGUAUGGAAGGAUACCGGCUUUAGUAGGCACCAACCUGAUAGGCUUCGCGGCCGGCAUUGGAACAGCCUUCAGCCACAGCUUCUGGACUUUCUCCGUGUGCCGGUUCCUCGUUGGCUUCGCUUUUGACAACUGCUUCACCAUGAUGUAUAUCCUGGUUCUCGAGUACGUCGGCCCAAAAUGGCGUACGUUCGUAGCCAACAUGUCAAUCGCUCUGUUCUUCACGUUGGCUGCGUCGUUGCUGCCCUGGAUAGCGUUGUUGGCCGAUGACUGGAGGACAUUCGCUUUGGCGACAAGCGCGCCUUUCAUCAUGGCCGCCGCUACACCGUGGUUGGUUCCUGAGAGUGCUAGAUGGUUGGUGUCGCAAGGAAAGAUCGAGAAAGCUCUGACAAUCAUGAAGAAGUUUGAGAGGAUCAACAAAACGAAGAUCCCAGAUAAAGUGAUCAGCGAUUUCACGGAAUCAUCUCUCAAAACCAUCAAAGAGAAUGAGGCCGAGAACCGAACCUACUCCGUCCUGGAUCUCUUCCGUACCCCCCGCCUGCGUCGCAACGCAAUUCUUCUCAUCAUCAUCUGGAUGGCCAUCUUGGUCUUUGAUGGACAUGUUAGAAAUGUUGGGUCUUUGGGCCUCGAUGUGUUUUUGACUUUCACCGUGGCCUCGGCGACUGAAUUGCCGGCUGACACGUUCCUUACUGCUGUUUUAGAUAGGUGGGGUAGACGGUGGCUGGCCUGCGGUUCGAUGGUGGUCAGUGGCGUGUUCAGUUUACUAGCCACUGCUGUACCAGUUGGUGGGCCGUCAGCUUCCCUAGCCAUCCUCGGCCGUUUUGCCGUCAACAUCUCCUACAACAUCGGACUCCAGUACGCUGCUGCUCUACCUACUGUCGUGAGGGCGCAAGGAGUCGCUCUUAUCCAUAUCAUGGGCUACGUCGCUAGUAUAGUGGCUCCUUUCGUUGUAUACUUGGCCACCGUAUCCCAAGAGCUGCCACUCCUCAUCCUGGGAGUCCUGGGGAUCGUUGGCGGCCUGCUCUGCCUGUUCCUGCCGGAAACCAUGGAUACCGAGAUGCCACAGACCUUGCAGGAUGGAGAGGACUUCGGGAAGGACCAGAAGUUCUGGGACAACCCUUGCUUCAACAGGAAAAAAUCUGAAGACAAUGACGUAGAACAACCAGGCCGCUACAUCAAACGAAACUCAGUGACCAACCAAAACCAAGAAUUCGUCCGAGCCAUACCUUCAAUAGGCUCCAGAGCAUCUAUUCGAGCAUCGAUCAGGGCUUCGAUGAGAUCCAACAGGCGACAAGUGAAUGGCGUCUGAGGAUUAGUGUUCUGAUAGUUUGUUAUAAAUACUGUCAUGUUAUUGAUCUGAUUUGGCUACAGGUUUCUCAGCUCUUUGAGAGGAAAACGCUUUUAGACUAAGCAAAACAGCUUUUGGUAGCAAAAGAACUGUGAGCUUUAGACCAAGGACCUGUAGGCAAAAGGCUUUUAGGAGCAAAAAUCCUAAGAGCGUUUGAUGGCUAAAGGGACUCAAAAAGUAUUAGACAAGACUUUGAUAAGCCAAGAUCCUCAAAGAAUUUUAAACAAACAGCUAUUUUAGGAAAAGAGCUUGAAAGAGCUAUAAAAAGAUAGCCAUUGAUAGGCCAAGAGGUUUUGAUAGCCAAAGAGCCUGAUACAUCUUUAGGUAAAGAACCUUUGGUACAUAAAGAAGUGUUUAAAAGCCUUUGACAGGCAACAUAAUCAAAUGCUUAAAAUUUAGGUGUUUGGUGGUACACUUAAAGCCUGACCAGAUAUGUUGGACUAUUGUCAAGAGGACGCUGUUAUUCUGAUGUAUGCGGUGACAGUUCGGUAUAGUAUGAUGAAAAUAGUUCUAAUGAAAAUCCGCAACGUCGCUCUUAGUCAUAUAUUCCGAAGAACUGAAUUAUGACCUGGAGAACUGUUUGACAUGAUGCCAACGGCCACUUUUCAUCAUCACACCGCUCGCCAUCGACAGGGCGCUCAUCCACACACCUUGCAACCUAAAUGGUCGCGCACCGUGC